This is a messenger RNA of Parnassius mnemosyne (clouded apollo), 1026 nucleotides long. The record is from the annotation of a GenBank genome assembly. Lineage: Eukaryota; Metazoa; Arthropoda; Insecta; Lepidoptera; Papilionidae.
AUGAAUCAAACACAGCAACUUUGCAUUAAACAAGUUCAAGAAUGUGAAUUCGCGGAAGAAAUAAAUUCUUUGACAUUAAAAGUUUGUGUAGCAAAUCGUAGCGUGUUACGCACUCUUUAUCCCUUUUUAGACAAAAAUGGGAUCUUAAGAGUAGGUGGGCGCCUAAGUCAAGCUAAUGUAAGUUAUGAUCAAAAGAAUCCAAUAAUUUUGCCUGCUGAGAAUCAUCUUAGCCUGUUAAUAGUUGCUGAUGCUCAUACAAAGACUCUUCAUGGUGGUCCACAACUGAUGAUGAGUUUUUUGAGAUCCAAAUAUUGGAUAUUGAGAGCACGUAAUAUGGUUAAAAAGUAUUACAGAAGUUGUGUCGUAUGUUUAAGGUACUCUAAAGCAGCGGCUACACAAUUAAUGGGUCAAUUGCCGGAGGUUAGGUUAAAACCGAGCAGACCUUUCAAAAGUUCAGGAGUGGAUUAUGCAGGUCCAAUUAAUAUCCGAUUCUCUCCAGGCCGUGGAUCAAAAUCCUACAAGGGAUACAUUUGUUUAUUUGUUUGUAUGGUAACUCGCGCGAUCCAUUUAGAAGCGGUAUCUGAUUUAACAGCCAAAGGCUUUAUUGCUGCAUUUAGAAGGUUUGUUGCAUGUAGAGGUCAUUGCCAAAAUCUUUUUAGUGAUAACGGCACGAACUUUGUGGGAGCUAACAAAAUGUUGUGUAAAAUGUUUGAUAAUGCUAAAUCUGAACUACAUAAUGAAAUAGCUGAAUUAUUAACUUUGGAGUCAACAAAGUGGCAUUUUAUACCACCAAACGCACCUAAUUUUGGAGGAAUAUGGGAGGCGGGUGUACGAUGUGCUAAAGCUCAUUUGAAACGAGUUGUAGGGGACAAUAUCUUAACAUUUGAAGAGAUUUCUACUAUGCUGACGCAAAUCGAGGCCUGUUUAAAUUCGCGACCAUUGAGCAUUCUUAGUGACAAUCCAAAUGACCCUCUCCCAUUAACACCUGGUCAUUUUUUUAAUAGGGGAGCCAUUGUUAAAUAUUAA